UAAUAUUUAUGUCUCAACGUCCAUCCAUCCAUCCAUCACCCCCGUUUGCGUAACCACCACCACCGCACCGAUCAAUUAUCUGUUUAUCUCAUCUACCUUUCUCUCUCUCUCAUCACUCAUGAACUCCAGGAUCGAUUGAAGUUUUCGUGGUGGUUGUCGUUGAGUGGUUUUCUGUGGAUUUCCUGGAGUUGGAAGGAGUGCUGGAUUGGUGUUGAAUUCAGUAGGUGGAUUGUCUUUGUAUAAAUCAUUUAAAGAACAUGUUGGGAGGAAGUAACAACAAUUCAUUAAUCCCUGUAUUUGUUGAUGAGAACCUUUUCCAAUACCCUUCAAACACAUCAAACCAAUUGCAACUAUUCGGAAAUGUUGCAUGUAAUGUUGAUCAAGUAAAUUAUUCAGCAAGAGAUCAAAAUAGUCCUGUUUUUCGACCCAACAAACGACCAAGGGAAACUGAGGCUAAUAACUUUAUGCAGAAAAAGCUUCAGAUUUCAUUGAAUCAUAGUUUUUAUAAUGAGGAUAUUAACCCCCCUUCAACCAUCAUCCCAAACCCACACCAUGUAUCAACUGGUUUAAAGUUAUCAUAUGAUGAUGAGGAACGCAACUCUUCCAUCACUUCAGCAAGUGCAAGUAUGACAUUAGCACCAUCCAUCAUGUCUUCUUUUGGUGAUAGCAUCACAACUGAACUUGAUCGACACAAAGACGAAUUUGAAAGAUACAUUAUGAUCCAGGAAGAAAACAUGUUGAAAGGGAUGAGGGACAUAAGGCAGAGACACAUGGCUUCAUUCUUGGCUGCCAUAGAAAAAGGGGUAGCCAAUAAAGUACGCGAGAAAGAAGACGAGAUCCAAACCAUAAACCGCAAAAACAAAGAACUUGUGGAAAGAAUAAAACACGUGGCAAAUGAAGCUCAAAAUUGGCACUACAGAGCAAAGUACAACGAGUCAAUGGUGAACAUAUUGAAAACAAACCUUCACCAAGCACUGGCUCAGGGAAAUGAUAACCAAAUCAAAGAAGGAUUUGGAGACACGGAUGUUGAAAACGAUAAUGAUGCGGUUUCGUCUAUGGAUCCUAAAAAUCAUACUACUACUACUACUACUACUACUACUACUUGCAAGGCAUGCAGAACAAAAGAGGUGUCGGUUUUGGUAAUGCCAUGUAGACACCUGAGUUUGUGUAAAGAUUGUGAUAGUUUUACAAGUGUGUGUCCCGUUUGCCAGGUAGUUAAAACUGUUAGUGUGGAAGUCUACCUGUCGUGAAAGGAGAAAGUUUUAACUUAUAAAAUGAAAAAAAAUCAUCCAUACAUAUAACCUUUGUUUAUUUGUUUAUUUGUAUAUCGAGUGUUCUGGUAUAUAUAUGCGUUUAAGAG
Messenger RNA from Lactuca virosa, 1360 nucleotides. The record is from the annotation of a GenBank genome assembly. NCBI's taxonomy places the organism in Eukaryota, Viridiplantae, Streptophyta, Magnoliopsida, Asterales, Asteraceae.